CGCACCACUCCAGAAAUCUUUGUAUCCGCUCGUCGCUCUCGUCCGGAAUCUGUGUGAUGGCUCUGCACCUCUUCCUUUGUCUGUGCCUCAACCUCUUCUUCCCCACGUCCCUCCUUCUCCCCAUAAUCCUCCACAGAACACUUGUCAUCUUUACCCCGCCCUUCUUCUUUGUAACUUCCACUGAAGGAGAGUAGCCUAUUAUAUGGGGUAGGCGAUGAGGGCAAGUUGUUGAAGGACGCUCAGUGUCACCCACGUGGUGUAAAAAUUGAACUAUGACCUCUACAGUCAAGACCGUCUCUGUCGUUAGACAGACGCUGGGAUACGUGCGGACGCUGGACCACCUUCGAGCGUGGCCGCUGCGUCUCCCUCACGGUGUGAAGGAAGUGGUACUGGCCGUGGGCUCUGGGGACGAAAGACAACACGCAGGGACCAAGGUAUUCGUGCAGCAGAACGUCCCACAGCUGAAGUUUUUCAACCCUCAAGUCAAGUUUUCAGUCGAGACCAGAGAAAUCGAGCGCUCGGAAGUCAUAUUCGUUUCAGAGGAUGGUGGUAGUCAAGUUGUAGACACCACCAGUUUGCAGUGGCGCGACAUACAGAAAGAGUUAAACUCUCUUUUCACCACUCCUCCGCCUCCUCAACAAAAACAAUAACUCAUCACUGUCACUGUCAUACAGUACACCACAUGUAUAUAUAACAUGAGAGAAUAUUAUAAUAAUCACACGCUGGGAUUGAAGGGGCUGUAGUGGGUAGUUAGCUGAAACCGUAGGAGAGUGAAGCCUGUGGCGGCAGCUCUCUCUCCGUCAUUAGUCUCUCUAUUUCACGCAGACUCUGCUCCAGAGCAGCCAACUCGUCAGUUCGACCUGCGACCCUGGCCUGCUGGAUGUACCCCAACAGCUGCUCUCUCUGUAGAGUAAACGGGUCGUCCUGACUGUCGAUGCUCCCAAACGCCUUCGACGUGCUCAUCCACCCUGACCCAGAAGCAAGUCGCUCCACCCUAACACUCCCCUCCUCACCUCCCCCUCCUCCCUCUUUCUUGAAAUUCACUCUCGGUAUCACCUUGUUGGAGAAAUUCUUGAGUUUUUCAAAUCUCUUCUUUUUCUCGCCCGAUGCAAGAUCGAGUGAAUACGAGGUGCUCGCUCCUGCGAAUCCCCUGUCAUCGUCAUCAUACACAUCAUCCACAGCAGACCCACUGGUCAUUGUGACACUGUGCGUUAGAUUUCGUGCAAGUUCCUCCUGUCGAAGUAUCUCUCUCUGCCGUUCCAUCUCCUUCAAUCUCUCUCUCGCCUCCUCCUCCUUCCUCCGUCUGAUCUCAGCCAGUUGGUGAGACGUGGGCAGGGACGGAAGGGACAGUAGGUUCUCCUGAAGGUAAGUCGACGCAUACACUCGAAUCCCUCGACAAAGUUUGAACAUGGCUCUGGAUGCUGAUGGAUCUGAUUCAUAGUCACUUCCCAGUGAGUAUAUGUCUUUACUGGGAUCAGAGGAUUACGGUGUGUGGGAAGAUGAGAAGAAGUCAAACGAGAGAGAGAUAAAGAUGUAUAUAUACAAGAGAGAAUAUGAGUGUUAGGAAAUGAAGAAUGGUAAGGUGUG
This is a messenger RNA of Geodia barretti, 1587 nucleotides long. The record is from the annotation of a GenBank genome assembly. Lineage: Eukaryota; Metazoa; Porifera; Demospongiae; Tetractinellida; Geodiidae.